Molecule: messenger RNA, 2149 nt
Organism: Anopheles nili
Lineage: Eukaryota; Metazoa; Arthropoda; Insecta; Diptera; Culicidae
Gene: onecut
Exons: 5
Coding region: 1-1956 (651 amino acids)
Biological process (GO): regulation of transcription by RNA polymerase II
Cellular component (GO): nucleus
Molecular function (GO): RNA polymerase II cis-regulatory region sequence-specific DNA binding; DNA-binding transcription factor activity, RNA polymerase II-specific
Source: RefSeq, a predicted model, not a curated record
AUGGAGCAAUGCAAUAACGAUCGUCCUUGUGUUAUCAGUAGUGGAAACUUUUUUCCCCAGAACUCCAAGUCGAAACAGCAGCAGCAGCAGCAGCAGCAGCAACAGGCAAUCAGCAAACAUUUAACGCAAAAGGAUGACCCACACCUGCACAGCCCGCACCAGGAUCAAUCGUCGCUUGGGGAGAUUGAGGUGAUUCUCGUGCAGCAGCACAAACAGGACGCCCUAUCGGUGAUAAUCCAUCCUCAGGAGAGCAUGCAGCAGAUCAACAUGUGCCUGGGCAGCCAGAACCCGGGCUCGGUCGAUUCGAUGAUGUCGUCCGACUUCCAGACGCUCUCGCCGAUGCACGAUCGCGACUCGCCGGUUAGCCUCAACACGAACACCUCCUAUGCGACGCUGACCCCGCUCCAGCCGCUGCCGCCGAUCUCGACGAUGUCGGACAAGUUUGCGUACUCGAUCGGUGGCAACAUCUGCGAGGCGUUCCCGGGCAUCAACAGCGGGGCGGUCGGUGUCAACAUCGAGAUCAACUCCUGCUACAACCUGGAGAAGCUCGGCGUCAUCCAUUCGCCGGUGCAUCUCGGCUCGGUGCAGGAACUCUCGCCCGGUGACGUGCACCAUCCGGAGCUGCAGGACGGCAAGGGGCAUGGGCUGAAGGAUGGCAAGCUGCCGGAGCACCUGGUCGCAACCGACAAGGACACGGAGGACGCGUCGAAGGGUGUCGAGCAGUGCAUUCUCGUGCGUGGUUCGCCACUACCGCCCAGCCUUGGUUCCGUCGACGAUCGGUUCCUCACCGCGACGGGGGGAGGGAAGGCGGACAUGGUGCGGCACCCGAAGGACGACAGUGACCAGUUCACCGGCACAGUGCAAUACCUGGAGCACCCGAGUGGGGCGGACGUGCUGCAUGCCGGCAGCAACGGAACCGGCCCCGGCGGGGGUGCCGACAGUGGUGGCGGAGGAGGUGGUGGUGGUGGUGGUGGCGGAGGUGGUGGCCGCAACGGGGGCGGUGGCGGUGGAGGCGGCAUGGGCGGCAUCCUGACAGGCGGCGGCAAGGAGCACCACCAGUCGGUGUUCCUUAACAAGUCUUUCAGUUCAAAAACCAACAUAAGCGACCUUAAUCUGUGUAAAGAGAUUGUUAUCGACGACGUGUACGAGGAGUCGGAGCUGGACCACGUGAAGCUGGAGGAGAAGAAGCUGGAGGAAUCGUGCAAUCAACAACUGACCAAUGGAACCGGGAUCGGCGGCGGGGCCGGCGGUCUCGGCAAGGGCGCGUCCUGCGUGUCGCUGGGCGACGUCGGCUGCAUAAACGGUGACAUCGAGGAGAUCAACACCAAGGAGCUCGCCCACCGGAUCAGCUCGGAGCUGAAGCGUUACAGCAUCCCGCAGGCGAUCUUUGCCCAGCGCGUACUGUGCCGGUCCCAGGGCACGCUGUCGGAUCUGCUGCGGAACCCGAAACCCUGGUCGAAGCUGAAGUCUGGCCGCGAAACCUUUCGCCGGAUGUACAAAUGGAUACAGGAACCGGAGUACCAGCGGAUGUCCGCUCUCCGGCUCGCAGCUACUCAAUCGGCGAAACCAGUUAACUCUAAGAAGCCAGAGGAACCCGAAACUCACGUCAUGAUGGGACACACGAAAAAACCUCGACUAGUGUUUACAGAUCUGCAGAGAAGGACCCUUCAGGCAAUUUUCAAAGAAACUAAGCGGCCUUCAAAGGAGAUGCAAGUUACUAUCGCUCGCCAGCUGGGGCUGGAGCCCACCACGGUCGGGAACUUUUUCAUGAACGCGCGGCGGCGCUCGAUGGACAAAUGGAAAGACGAGUCGAUGAAGGGCCGAAGCAGUAGCGACAAUGUUAUACUAGAGCACCUGAAGGACGAUUCGUCCGACGAGAAUCUGGGCUACGAUAGUGCGUUUGUCUCCGGGGAGGGCCCGCUGGAGCAUAACUAUCAGCAGCACGUUCUCAACUAAGCAAAAAACUUAAAUCAAUUCCCUUAUUUAAUUUAUAAAUUAACUAGAGAAAACAAAACAAAACUAAAGCAAAGACAAAACAAACAAAGUCACGACUAAAAUUUAGUAGAAACAAAACAACAAACGAUGCCCCGACGUUCGAAGUUGAACGUUGGAGAUCCACUAAUUUAAAGGAAAAGAGUUGAAGCAAGUU